AUGUCCUCUAGUCCUCCCUCCAAGCCUUCUCCCUCGCCGGUCAGUCGGAAUCGCAACUCCUUCCUGUCCAAGUUUCGUUCCCCCCUGGGCCAUCGAAAUCGAAGCGUCACCGACUAUUACAUCGACCUCGACGAUCCAUGGCGAUCUUACUUCCCCGGCGACGUGAUCAAAGGCGCGGUUCUCGUGACCGUCGUCCGACCGGUGCGCAUUACACACGUUGUGGUCUGUCUCCAUGGUUAUGUCAAGGUGUUCAAGAACGCGGUUCCCACUGGGGAAACUACUCCCGACCUGGGAUUUCUUGGCCCGGGACGCGGCCGGCGAGGCGCGGAAUAUAUGGGCAAUGGACUAGCCACUUUGUUCGAGGAUGAAGUCGUUCUUUGCGGCGAUGGGCGCCUCAAGGAAGGCAUCUACAAAUUCCGCUUCGAGAUGGGCCUUCCUCCCUACGCGCUCCCCAGCAGUAUUAAUUUCGAACGAGGCACUAUCUCUUAUUCCCUAACCUCCACUCUCACCCGACCGACCACCAUUAAUCCUACCCUCACAUGCCGACGACGAGUCAACCUUUUAGAAAACAUCGAUAUCGCACCGUUCCCGCCCCCCAAAGCCCGUAUCGUUACGCUCGAACCCGUAUCGAAACGUUCCAGAACAAAAGCAAAAGCGAAAUCAACAAGCUCCGAUGCCACCGCAGCACCCGACACCUCCUCCAUAGAUACCCCAGUCAGCGGCGUUGCGGCCUCGGUGGAUAGCCGUCCGCCGCUGAGUCCGUCUCCGAGCAACGUCAGCUCCUCGAGUCGACCCAGUGAAAGCAGCCAGAGCUUUCAGAUCCAUAGCGACCCCAGCUCUUCGACGAGUACCGGAGGACGCAACAGUGAAUGUCGCAGUGCGACCCCUUCCAUCUCGGACAAGACCAUCACCACAAAGGCCGAGGUUCUGCGCGCAGGCGUGCUUCCGGGAGAUACUCUACCUAUCAAGGUCACAAUCAACCAUUCGAAACAAGUGCGCAGCGCGCAGGGAAUUAUCAUCACGCUAUAUCGGCAGGGCCGCAUUGAUCUCCAUCCCGCUAUCCCAGUUGGUCCCACGGGUGCCGGAAAGGGUGUCGGAAAGAAACCAGUCUACGAGGACUGUUAUCCACGCUCGCGGACUGGACUCGGAGGAUUGACUUUGGGAACCAGUCGAACCAGCAGCACGUUCCGCAAAGAUCUGUCGCAGACCUUUGCGCCGCUGAUCGUGGACCCAAUCAAUAUGACCGCCGUGGUCAAGACAUCGAUUCGAGUCCCCGAGGAUGCAUUCCCCACCAUCACUCGUGUGCCUGGCGCCAUGAUCAAUUUCCGUUACUACGUCGAAAUCGUGGUUGAUCUUCGGGGCAAAAUCACGUCUCCAGAUCGCUUUAUUCCGCGCUUCAACAUGGUCUCCGGCGGCAGCACAUUCUCGCCAAGCGGACAGAUUCUCAACCCGGCGGAUGCGAACGGGAGUGCCAUUACGGCCAAUUGGGCUGGCAACAUUCUCGAUACAGAUCAGGUUCGCCGGGAGAAGGGCGUCAUUUCGGUAGCGUUUGAAGUCGUCGUGGGCACUCAUGAUUCACAACGGGGUCAAACAAACACCGAGCGCACACUAUCUAAUGGGACCGAGUCAACGGUGAAUGAACCUCACCCGACACCCUCGAUCAUUGUGAAUCCUGUGGAUGGAGAGGAAUGGCCCGAAGCGAGCCUGAUGCCGAAUGCACACGGCGAAUAUGGCGAAUACGGCGAAUACGGCGAAUACGGCCCGCAUGAGGAGUACGACUACGACUACGACUACGGGCUCCCCGAUGAGCCCUGGUCCGAGUACCCCGAGGACUACACGCAGCCGUUCCCACCCGUCGGCCCUAUGGCGGCACAUCCCGAAGUGGAAGAGCCGGAGGAUGAGAAGACUCGAGUACGACAACAUGAAGAAGCUCUUCUACCCAGCCAACCUCCAGGUGAGGGUGAGGCAGGACCGUCCAAUGCCGAAGUCGAGGUGCCGACCGCGCCAGUCCUGCCCGACGAUCACCAUCUACAAGAUUACGAGCAUGUACAUUCGCCAGGCACGAACGGGGUCCCACACCACGUGCGGUCUGAAGAAUCCUUGCAGACCAUCGUCGUGAAUGGCCAUGGCGCCGGGCCCAGCGAGCCUUCUGCUCCAAGUGAAGACAAACAAGAGCUGGAGCGACAGCGACUCAUGUUCGAGGCCAGCGCACCCAGUGCACCUCCUCCUGAAGAGCCCAACGAGUCUGGCGAAGGUCCUAGUGCGCCCCCCUUCGAAGAAGACGAUCAAUUGGUCGGUGGCACAGCGCAUGCGGACGAGUCUCUACCUCGGUACCAGCGAUGA
This is a messenger RNA of Penicillium cinerascens, 2343 nucleotides long. RefSeq names its product pH response protein PalF (gene rim8). Gene Ontology annotation, cellular component: plasma membrane; cytosol; cytoplasm. Gene Ontology annotation, biological process: ubiquitin-dependent endocytosis. The coding region runs from base 1 to 2343 and encodes 780 amino acids. Lineage: Eukaryota; Fungi; Ascomycota; Eurotiomycetes; Eurotiales; Aspergillaceae. Gene Ontology annotation, molecular function: protein-macromolecule adaptor activity; ubiquitin protein ligase binding. The transcript has 2 exons. The record is from RefSeq and is a predicted model, not a curated record.